Messenger RNA from Funneliformis geosporum, 499 nucleotides. NCBI's taxonomy places the organism in Eukaryota, Fungi, Glomeromycota, Glomeromycetes, Glomerales, Glomeraceae. The record is from the annotation of a GenBank genome assembly.
AUGACGCAUAUAUAUUGGGAAUCUCCAAAAAAUGUAUAUUCAGGUGCUGUGAAAGGUGCAGGGAUUAUUAUCAAUGGCACUCCUGGAAUAGGAAAAUCGUUUUUUGCAGUCUAUUUACUAUACCAAGCAAGAUGGCAUCCCAGUUAUAUAUCAACAACCAAAUGUUAUGUACUAGAUGGUGAUAAAUAUUACAGCUAUAAUGGAACAGUAUCAGAUGUUGCCUUGGAAAUGAAAGACAGGUCCUUGAUUUGGUACAUUGUAGAUGGAAAAGUGCUAGAACAUAUGCGUGUGUUUUGGAAUAUUGUUACAAUACUUGUUUGCUCUCCUGCUCGAGAGUACUAUAAAGAAUUGGAAAAAGAAGGUAUUCUUAUGUAUAUGCCAUUGUGGGAUGUUGAUGAACUUGAGAAGGGGUUCUAUUGCACACUUGGACCUUCUGAUAAUAUUGAGUUGAUUAACCGACUUUUUAGGGAACAAUUAGGAAAAAAAUUAACUAAGGAAC